UUUGCCUUUUACAUUUCCUCACAAGACCCUGAUUGCAAAUUUUUUGCUCCAAAAGGUGAAGCUUAACCUUAUACCCACAGGCUGAAAGAUUGGCAACAGGCAAAAAAGAUCUCUAUGAUUAAAGGAAAACUGCAUGACUUGCCAGAAAGUCCAAACUGCAACAAACUUUUGUCUCUAUUACUACAAAAAAACCCCGAUUUGGUCACAAUUCCACCAUCAUUUUUUAAGAACAUGCAGAAGCUCCUUGUUUUGGACUUGUACCAAACAGGAAUUGCAUCACUACCGUCGUCUGUAUCAAAGUUGAUUAGACUUAAGGCACUUUUCUUAAAUGAUUGCCCCAACGUAACAAAGUUGCCUCCCCAAGUUGCAGAACUUCGUUUUCUUGAGGUGCUUGACAUUAGAGGCUGCAAGAUAAUAUUCAUACCUCCUGUUAUUGGAAAAUUAGUUUACCUGAGGUGCUUGCGGAUGUCAUACCAUAAAUGCAGCAAUACAGAAGACUAUCCUGAUAUGGAAAUUGAUUACAAGGUGAUUUCAAGACUUCUAAGAUUGGAGGAACUGAUGAUUGAUGUGACCUCCUAUGGCCAUUGGUGCAUUGAUGUUGCAAAAAGAGUCGUUCAGGAGGUGGCUUUCUUGAAGAAUUUAACUACUGUUAGAGUAAGCUUUCCACGACCAGAGAUCCUCAAAAUGUUAAUUAAAAACAGGCCAUCAUGGAGGGAUCGCGAACAAUUAACCUCAUUUUGGUUUUUUGUUGGCUGUGAAAGAAACAACAACCCUCUGAUUCUUGAUUGUUUGGAAUACAAGGUAAAUAGAUAUAUGAGAUACUGCUAUCCUGGCAAUGAUGAUUCUACAGUUCGUGAUGUCCUUCCUAAAACUGAUGCAUUGGAAUUGAUCGGUCACAACAACAUCAAAUGUCUAUCAGACUUCAUGAAUGCUGCCAGCCAGAACCAUGUUCGGGGUUGUCUGAUUGAGCGAUGCAAUAAAAUCACAAGCAUUAUAGAUGCCGAAAAGGAAGGAGAAAUGGACAUUCUAACGAUCUUGGAACAGUUACAUUUAAGGAAUUUGCUCCUUCUGAAGAGUAUUUUCUAAGGCCCCACUUCAGGAAAAAGCUUGUCAAAACUACAUACUAUUGUAGUAAAGAGUUGUCCAAUGUUGACAAAGAUAUUUUCCAACGGGGAGAUUCAACAGCUCUCAAAACUCAAAAAAUUGGUGAUGGAAAGCUGCUUCGAGAUAGAAAAGUUGACUGAGCUUCCAAAUCUAGAGACUUUGGAACUGGUUGACAUGCCGAAAUUAAGAAUUAUAUCUGCGGAUGAGUCAUCGGCGUGGCCCCAUUUAAAGGUGCUUAAGAUAUUUGGAUGUCCCGAGGUGAAAUCACUACCCUUCCGUGAACACAAUGCAACAGAGCUAAAAUUAAUAGAAGGAGAACGAAUACGGUGGGAAGCACUACAGUGGAGAGACAGUGAGGUUAGAGACCACCUUCAAUCCUUCUGUUGCCUCAGGUGAAUGUUUCUUUGGUUAUUCAAGUUUGCAUUGCUGUAAUGAGAAUAAUUAAGAACAACAAAAGAUUUGCACUGCUUUGGUUUGAAUGAUGUUGUAGAUUCCUCAUACUAGUUACCUUUUACUAUAGCACAAAGAAAAACUUUGGACAUAAGCCUAAAAUUUGCACUGCCUUAACUCUAGGUCCCA
Molecule: messenger RNA, 1683 nt
Organism: Theobroma cacao (cacao)
Lineage: Eukaryota; Viridiplantae; Streptophyta; Magnoliopsida; Malvales; Malvaceae
Source: RefSeq, a predicted model, not a curated record